AUGAGGAUCGCUUGGAUCCGGGGCGAUCUGCCCUUGGCGAAAGGGCAAGACUUUGUGUUGACGUGCUUAGCAGUGACGUGGGUCAUGGUGGAUCGCAAAGUCUUGUCUUGGCCAUCGCGCUGGGUCGACGGGGGUAUUGACACAUUGGCCAAGUUUGCCUUUUCGUCUUCAUACACCCCGGGCGCUCAGGAUGAGAAGCCUUUUCUUGAUUCCAUCGCAACUCUUCUGGGUAGGGAUGGUAGCGUGGGAGAAUUGUCAGUACUUCGACGCUUAUUCCAUGAAUCCUACUCUCUCACCUCUGCUGAGUUGAAGCAGUCAGUGGAACGUGUCGAGGACGGGCCUGUCAAGAGAUUGGCUCAGCCAGACAGGGCCGACCGGUUGGCCAAGCAACAGAAACGCUUGCCUGGGAUAAGCAUCCGAGGUCCUCUUGAGCCAUCUGAUCGACUCGUGGAUCGUUGCGUGGCGAUCUAUGAGGAAAACCGGCUUGUCUACGUUGAGCUUUCAGCCUGCACCUCUAAGGAAGAUGAAAUUAAGCAAGCCACGCUCAAGGAGGACAGGCAUCUUGUCGUAGAAAGCGGGGGAAAUGUUCGACUCAAAGGCCUGGUGAACAACAAGAUGGAUGCAGACAUUUCCUCUGAUUUGCUCAUGCGGUAUGCUCUUACUAGGCGUGGCCUAGCGAUGGAGCAAGCGGGAAUCAUCUCAUAUACACUGCAUGACGCUUGGACCGAGCAACUGCUCGCGUGCCGUUUCCGAGAACCCCCGACAGGGUACAGCCGCGUUUCCUUGCAACAGGUCAUUCAUGCUGACAGGCAAUUCUUCAUCAAACUUGCCGAGCUCACCCGGGAAGGAAUACAGCUUCAGGCGAAGGGUAGGCCAUGUGAUUUGCACUUCGAGACAGCUCGCAAUCACCCGGAUGUGGCGCACCUAAUGCAACCCCUUCUUGCAGCGGUGCCUAGACCAGACCCCACAUGGACGCCCCGAAAAGGCGACGGCAAGAACAGCAAGGGAGGUAAAGGUCAGAAGGGCGGUAAAGGGAAGCGGGACACCACUGCCAUCACUGCUGCGAUGCCUAAGGAGAUUGCUGAUGGGGGGUUAUCUUUCACGCCUAAAGGGUACGCAAUCUGUUGGGAUUAUAAUCUCAAUAGAUGCAAGCGCAGAGUCGGAGCCGAUACAGGUAUGAGCGUUGAUGCAGCCGGCGGUGCUUCCGCCGAAAUCCUUUCACAACAGUUGCUUGAGGCUGACAGGUUGCCCACUCCAGAGGAGAUUGAAGAGCUCGUUAGCCUCUUGCCGCAUGGCGAGUUGACCGGCGAACGCCGGAGCAACGCGACUGCAUUGCAUGCAGAUAGCCAGAAUGCCUUCAUCCCAAACUUGGUCGUUCCACUAAACAGGUUUUCUGGUGGUGGGAUUUGGGUGGAAUCCGAUGUUGGCAAAGAGCGUUUGACAGUCGAUGGCCAAGAGCUGCUGGGUCGGCGAAUGGUCCUUAUCGGAUACUCUGUACAAGGCGGUGAGAUGCUUCAAGACUCGGAUAAGGUUGAGCUGGAAGCCUUGGGGUUCGCACUUCCAUCGCAGUACCCCGCCACCGGCAACCAGGUGGCUGAGCAAGCGUGCUUUGCGGACUUCAGGAAUGGGACCAGCAGCCCGCCACUUCUUGAGCAAAGGCCGGCAUAUGAUCCACAGCACAUCGGCGAUCCGUCGAGGAGUCCAGUGCAAGGGAAGUUCUUGAAACCUACCCAGUUCUUUAUGUCCACGCUGAGCCGCCUUAUGCCACGUUUGGGCCACAGCAGGUAUUCCUUGGACCUUGGAACACCCAAAGGCCAGCCUUCUUUGGCAAUUGCGCGGCACCAUGGACUUGCUUGCCCCGACGUGGCUUUGUCAUCCACGCCAGCUGGUGUUGCCCAGCAAAAGAGAGGCAAACCUGAAGCUUCGCUCCUGCCUGAGUUCGGCAAGGUCUUGCAGGUAGAUGUCGAUCAGGUUCCGCCAGUGAACCACAAGCAGUGCCUCACUCGCCCGUUGGGCGAGGUGCCAGCAGGAUCCAAGCUCAUCGCCACGUCUCUUCUCAGGGGUGAUGCGGGUGGCGAUGCGGGUAACGAGGGUAAGAAAUUUCGCCUUUCUUUAGGAGUCUUUGCCACGCCAGAUGAGUUCGUUGAUGCGGCCAAAGACUUGCUACAUCCUUUUGCUGCUUCGGCUGUUCUGUCGCCUAUCGUGAAAAGGCGUUUGUUUGAGGCCUUGACCAAAGGUCCUGAAUGGGUUCAGCGACAACGGUGCUCCAAAUUGAAAUUGUGGCUUAGCUGGGCCAAAGAACUGCAAGUUGCCGAAGGAGAAAUGAAAGGUAAGCUAGAUCCUGACAUUGGCCGUGUGCUUCGAGGCAAGCGCUUGUUGCUUCUUAAGCGUAUUGCUGAUGAUAUGGACUGGCCCGACAAGGAUUGGUUGGGUGAGCUCUUGGAAGGGUUUGACUUAGUCGGUAGUCAGAAGCACACCGGGGUCUUCAAGCGAGAGUUGCGACCACAAGCAAGAACUAAGGCGGACUUUCUUGAUGCUAGCAAGUUCUUGCGACCGGCACUUCUGGGCAAGGUCGCCUCUGAGGGUCUGAACGAGCAUUCUCAGGAACUCUGGGACAAGACCUUGGAAGAGGUGACGGACGACCUUCUUGAAGGACCUCUGACGCAGGAGGAGGUUCAUGCCAGACAUGGUGACCAUUGGGUCCCGGUUAGGAGGUUCCCGGUGGUACAAUCUUCAGCGGGCAAGAGGAAGCUUCGACCGAUUGAUGAUUUUUCGGAGAAUCUAGUCAACGGUUCUUUUUCGUAUGCCGAUAAGAUUGACUUACGUGCCCUUGACGAAAUCAUUGCCAUCUGCCGAUGCUGGACCCAGGCAUGCACUUCAGAACAUCAGUUCUUUUUCGCGAUGCCUGAAGGGCCACCGUUGGUGGGCCGUGUCCACCCUCUGUGGGUCAGCGGGGCUUGGGAGCCUUUGCUUACAACGUUCGAUUUGAAGAAUGCUUAUCGUCAAUUCCCAUUGUCACCAGGCAGCCGUGCUCAUGCGAUCAUUGCACUGUUGGACCCGAGCAGUCUUGGCGUGGGUUUGUUCGAGUCCAAAGCGCUACCCUUCGGUAGCACGGCGUCGGUGGUGCACUUCAAUCGAAUGUCACGUUUGUUUUGGAGGAUUGGCCUUGAACUUCACCUGUGGUGGAGCAAUUUUUAUGAUGACUACCCAGUCAUGACGCCAACACUGCUUAAGGAUUCCACCAUGGCGACUAUGAUGCUCCUGUCCCAGCUGUUAGGGUUUAGUGCCUCCCUUGAGAAGUUGGCCCCAUUUUCUUCGGUUGGUACGAUGUUGGGCGUUGAAGUAGACUGCAGUUCAGCGCCCGAUGCGCUCAUCCGUGUUCGCAACAAAGAGGGUCGUGCCAGCGAGGUGUGUGAGGUCAUACAGGGAUGCAUUAAGGCUGGUGUGGUAAGGCAAAGAGAUUUCGCCCGUGUCGCUGGCAGGAUUCAGUUCUCAGACUCGCAAAUCAUGGGACGUACCGGCAAACUAGCUUUGGCCGAGUUGCGAGCCUCAUCGGCCAGGCAUGCUGACAAGUUCCGUCUUGGAGAGCAGGAGGUUAGGGCCUUUGAUUUCUUGGUCAGUCGACUGUCCUUUGGUGCUCCUAGGGUUGUACCCUGUUCGGUUCCUCCGAAACCGAUUCUUGUCUUUACCGAUGGCGCCAGCGAAGGAUCUAUCCACACAGUGGUGGGAAUCAUGUUUGACCCGCGAGAACAACAACCGAAGUACUUUGCUUGCCAUGUGUGCGACAGUGUCGUCUCGACCUGGUCCCGGGACCUUCAGCACAUCAUAGGUCCAGUCGAGGCCUACGCUGUGCUCACAGCGAGAAAGGUCUUUCAUCAGUCUCUGUCGGGACGAUAUUGCGUGUACUUCAUUGAUAACGACGGGGUACUACUUAGCUACAUCAAGGGUACGUCUUCUAGCAAACCUAUGCGAGAUAUUUUGCUGAUGUGGGAGUCCUUGGAGAUGCAUGCUCACACGUGGGCGUGGUGGGCUCGUGUGCCAUCCGCAUCCAACCCAGCCGAUGCGCCGUCAAGAGGCGAGCUGGAUGAGCUUGUCAAAGCUGGGGCAUUGCGUGUGGAUUGUGAUUGCCCGCUUACCGGUACAAGACUUGUCGACUUGUAA
Molecule: messenger RNA, 4161 nt
Organism: Symbiodinium sp. CCMP2592
Lineage: Eukaryota; Dinophyceae; Suessiales; Symbiodiniaceae
Source: the annotation of a GenBank genome assembly